Messenger RNA from Octodon degus (degu), 309 nucleotides. RefSeq lists its product as uncharacterized. Gene Ontology annotation, biological process: ribosome biogenesis. Lineage: Eukaryota; Metazoa; Chordata; Mammalia; Rodentia; Octodontidae. The record is from RefSeq and is a predicted model, not a curated record. Gene Ontology annotation, cellular component: nucleolus.
AUGGCCAAGAAUAAAUUAAGAGGGCAGAAGUCCAAGAACAUAUUUCACAUAACCAGCCAAAAAAAAAAAAAAAUUUAGUACAAAACCAGAACAAAACCAGUUACCACUAAUCUUAAGAAGAUAAACAUUGUGAAUGAUGAAAAAGUGCACAGAAUGAAUAAAGCUUUUAUAAACAUUCAGAAGGAACUUGCACACUUCUCAAAAAGGCUCACUCUUGAACCUGAUAAGAAAGAGCGGAUUAAUCAACCGCAUCAUGAAAAUGAACCAGUUAAUGUUGAAGAAGCUACAAUCUUAAUAGCUCAAUUGUAA